CGGCACACGUUCGGCCAUUCAGUCGCCGUCCAGACCUAAAAGCGGUGAGACCGUCGCUGGCCCUGCCUUCAUAUCACCAGGACAAAACGCCACAGAAAUGGCUUCAAACACUGCAUCAACACCUGAUGUUACCUCGUGGUGGUUUCGCCGGGUACUGGGUCCUGACCUAAUUAAAUGCUCCUCAAUUCCUGCGGAACACAACGAAACAAAGAGAGAGCUCGGUGUCAGAGCUGUAGAAUCAGCGAUGUUAUCAACAGUAACAAAGGCUGCUUGCGAAGUUAUUGGACUGUUCUUUACACCCGUCAGCUUAUGUGUGGAUGAAGGAAAUACCGAAGAAUUUACAUCGAAGCUCGUGAAUUUAUACGACCGCGUUAAUUAUUGUGGCGAUGUGUGUAGUGGCAGUGAAUGUUACGAUAAUAAGACAGAUGAAGUUCCAAUAACAAAAUCAACAGCUGAUGAGCAAAAGAACGAAGAUAACUGUAAUGAGAGACUGCAGUCUUCGAAACACAGAGCGAAAACGAGAAGAUUAGAAGUGGUACAUAUCGUUUUACCAGGUGGUGGUAACACGAGUGCUCUUGGUACAAAUUUGGUGUUCGAACCUGGUUCCGACAGCACAUGUAUGUUGGAUGAAGCUGCUUUCAGAAAAGUCGUCAAAGAUUUACCGUGGUUCGCCAUCCCGCACAGAGAUGUUCACAGAACGGUAAGAUUGAGUCGCCGCUACAGGGCACAAGUUGGGGGGCCAACUCUGGUGCUCCUGGAAGGCGCAACAGGGCGCCUCAUCACCAGAAACGGUUGUGAGAGGUUGAACGAGGAUCCUACUGGCGCCUUGUUUCCUUGGACACCGCGCGCACUCACAGAGGUGCUCAGGGAGGCCGGGUCGUACCUUCCUGGUGGAAAAAGGGCCGCUUCCAAGUUGUCAGCAUCCGACAGCGAAGUUAGGUACUCCGAGUUGGACGGUCUAGUCAAAGGAAUAUAUUUCUCGGCGCACUGGUGUCCGCCCUGCAAAGCAUUCACGCCCCAACUCAUCGAGACGUACAGCAAAGCGCGGGCGAAAGGGCAUAAUUUCGAGGUGAUUUUCGUCAGCUCUGACAGGAGCGAGGAGUCAUUCACACUGUACCUGAGCACAAUGCCGUGGUUAGCUGUGCCUUGGGAACAGGAAGACAGGCGUCGCGAACUGGCGGCUCUACUCGGCGUCCAGGGCAUCCCGACGCUAGUUCUACUUGACGCCGACGGCAGCGUCAUUACAGCGGACGGACGGGGCGAAGUGAAUGAGGAUCCACUAGGGGAGAACUUUCCAUGGCGACCAAAGCUCGUUAACAUAUUGACAGAGAGGUAUGCUGGUAAACUGCACGACUACCCAGCAAUCAUCCUGUUUGUUGAGGGAGAAGAAGGGGAGAUGGAAUUUGCAGAAUCUGUUUUGCUGCCUGCCGCAGAGCAAUUUGCCAUGGUGACAGACAGCAAUCGCCGGGAUGAGGACCGACUGCUGCAUUUCUUCGUGGGCUGUGAUUGUGAGACGAGUGACCUGCUACGAGAAUUUGUGGGUCUGGACGACGCGGUGCCGUUACUGACGGCCAUCGACAUCCCAGGAGGGCAGCUGAGUGUCAUGGAAGACGGCGCUGAGAUCACAGAGCACAGUGUUACCACCUUUGUGACAAGGUUCCUAGAUGGAAACCUCCCAUCAUCGGACAUAACCGCAAACAACAUUCACAUGGCAGCAGGGGCCAUGAGCAUGAUCUAAACGCGUCAAAAGGGAAUCUAGGCACAUUCAAUGAAUAUACACAAAAGCACACAACCCAAAGAUGAUGAUGAACAAAGGCAGAGGUUCUCAGCCACAGGUUUCAAAUCAGUAUGAGAUCAUAAAACAUUACAGAAACUAACAAUUGGCAUCAAAUUUGUAGUUGUAAUUAAUUUUCCACACAGAAGAAAUUAAAAAGUCCCACUUGCUGCGAAGUUUAUUAUUCAUGUCAAUAUCUUGUUUUUAAUUACAACAGUUUCAAUUUCUUAACAGGCUUAAAGAGUUGACACUGAGCUUUGGCUUACAUUUCGAAAUGUUUUCAGACACGUGAGCCAAAGAAUGAAUAUUUUUAAUCUAUUUAACUUUUAAAAGAUCACUCCAAUGCCUGAUUUUUAUUUAAAAACUAUUUUUAUCAUAUUUCUGCAAUAAUCUGCAGUAUUCAUCGUUAAAGAGGCAAAUAUAUUUAAUUUUAAUUCAUAAAGAUGUCCAGCGAUUCUAUGAAUACAAAAUCAGAGCGGUCCCAUAUUGCUUGAUCCAUUACAUUGCUCCUGAGCCGUGUCAAUACGGGUCGAUCAAAAUGCCCAUCUCGGGACGUUCUUCAUCUGCAAUGUGUUAUUACUCACUCCCAAACUGUUUCUAUUUGUCAGUUUUAUUUGAAAUGGUACACAUAAAACAAAAAAUUACAUGACUGAAAAGCACGCUUUAAAAUUCUAUUAUGAUUUGGUGUAUCAAUGAACACGCUUUCACAUAGACAUGGUCGAUAAAUACACUAAUGACAUUACUAAUAAUAUAAACAGUCCAAGUAAUUAUGAUGAUGAUACAUUUGAAUUGAGAAAGUCAAUUAAAAUAGUUAAAAACAUCCAAUCAAAAACAGGGCUACUUUCUACAGCACAGUUCAGAUUUGUACGUGCAGUCGAUGUUAAUGCAGGAGCAUCGGCGCACAGUCAACUGUCUUUCAUACAACACAAAUCUUAAUUUUUCUCCAUUCAACUUUUUAUUGUCAUUUAUCCCUCGGUCCCUAGCCCCUACUGACAAAGUGGACUCAACCUCUGAAUAAAGCGUCGAGACACAGAACCUUCGACAUUACCAACAAAAAUGGCUUUGUUGCUCUGUAGAACAUGUAGAGACUUUGCAUGUAGCGCAGUGAUUAUGCAAUGUUUAUGCUGUUCAAUUUCUAAUGUUUUAACAUAUCAAUAAAGUAAAAGCAAUACCUCGUA
This is a messenger RNA of Zootermopsis nevadensis, 2952 nucleotides long. RefSeq names its product nucleoredoxin. The record is from RefSeq and is a predicted model, not a curated record. Gene Ontology annotation, cellular component: nucleus. Gene Ontology annotation, biological process: negative regulation of protein ubiquitination; negative regulation of Wnt signaling pathway. Gene Ontology annotation, molecular function: thioredoxin-disulfide reductase (NADPH) activity. Lineage: Eukaryota; Metazoa; Arthropoda; Insecta; Blattodea; Termopsidae.